This is a messenger RNA of Schistosoma mattheei, 1593 nucleotides long. Lineage: Eukaryota; Metazoa; Platyhelminthes; Trematoda; Strigeidida; Schistosomatidae. The record is from the annotation of a GenBank genome assembly.
GGUGUUAAUGUCUAACUUCAACUUUUAUCGUUGAAUAUACCCAUGUUCUUACACGAAGGCAUCGUCGACUCACUGCUACCAUAUAGAGAAGCACAUUAGGAGGGGAGCUUCUUGUUCUUCAUCCAGAACCAUUUGGACCGUCUGUUUUAACGCAUCGGUCCGUACCUUUUGGCGGCUUAAUAUUUUGCCAACGGAACUGCUGUUAUUCACUCCGUCUUUCAGCUUGAUUAUUAGACGUUGUUUUAGGUUGUUUGUAAAGUACUUUGUAGUCCUUGAGGAUGGCAAACAGAAGCUCCCAUAAACUGGUGAUACUUGGAGAAUCAGCUGUUGGGAAAUCAAGCAUAGUCCUGAGACUUGUAAAGUGUCAGUUUAGACAAGAGCGUUAUCAUAGUUUGGCCCCUAUGUACUACAGAGGAGCCCAGGCGGCAGUUGUCGUUUACGAUAUUACUAACCAGAACUCAUUCGAACGUGCAAAAUCCUGGGUUAAUGAACUUCAAGAAAAAGCAAAUACUAGUGGGGUGAUUGCACUUGCAGGAAACAAAGUGGAUCUCGAAGGACAGCGAGCUGUUUCGUUCGAGGAAGCACAAGAAUACGCCGAUAAAAAUAGAUUACUAUUUAUGGAGACGUCAGCCAAAAUUGCAACUAAUGUCUCCGAACUGUUCACUGCCAUAGCUCGGGAGUUACUUAAUCAUACAGAACCAUCUAGACCAUCUGGGGGACAACAGCUUACGCCAAACGAUUCGCCUACACAACAAAGACAGUGUUGUAGAUAGUCCUGAUUCGUCCACUCAAUAUUUUCUUAUAACAUGGGUAUAUCACAUGUUUCUUCAAUCCUCAGUCUUUUACGUCAUUAUUUUGCAUGUUCAGUUUGUUUCAACUAAUGAUUUUGCUUUGUAGUCUUAUUGGUCACAAUUUUACGUAUACGGGUUGCUGUAAUUCCUGUUGGAGAAUUUAAUUGAUCUUCAGAUCUCGAAUCAAACUGUCAUGUGCUAUAUUAUUUUUUACCCAGUAUGCUACAUAUUUCCUUACUUGCAUUGGAUUUACAUAACUAUGGGUCAUACAAAUUUAUAAUCUACAUUACUGUUUAAUGAUUUAUUGGAGCCGUUUGUGUAACUAAAAUAUAUUGUUUUUCUCUCUUCGAUAAAAUGUUUACGACAUUCAUUCCACUCGUCAACUCAUGAAUAUCAUUGUAAUAUGUUGUUAUUUUACUUCAAAUGUUUGAUCAUCGAAUCAUCCGACUAUAUCCUCACGCUCUCUCUCUAUGCUGAAAUUUAAUUAUUUCUAGGAUUCAGUUUUGAGCAAAAAUAUGCUGAAAGCUCCAUUGAUCUUAUGAUUUCAUGGUUUGUAUUUUAUCUCUUCUAUGCGCAAUCUUCUGUAAAAUAAUAUCGUGUUACCCAUUUUGCUGUAUUGCUUUUGAUUUCGACCAGUUAGUACGGUCGCCAACUUACAAACUUUUCAAUUUAUUUCGAAAAGGUUGAAUAUUUGAUUUGAGUGAACUUAUUUGACUGUCGGUGUGUUAUUUAAAGUAGAUCGAUAAUAUGAUGUCGGUGUAGUCUCUUGGCUCACACUGCAAUAAAGUUCUCCCUUAAAUUG